Prunus armeniaca (apricot) is the source of this 1554-nucleotide messenger RNA. Lineage: Eukaryota; Viridiplantae; Streptophyta; Magnoliopsida; Rosales; Rosaceae. The record is from the annotation of a GenBank genome assembly.
AUGGAGGGGCCCCAUAAACUCGAUUCUGAGGUUGAGGCCGAGGCUUUGGCUUCUAGGGUUUCGGAUUUAUCGCUUCAGGAAGACACCCUCCACCCCAAUUUCCAAUCUCCGCCGAAUGAUGGAGGAGUUGAAAAUCAUAGAGAGCAGAAGCAUAAUGAUGACCAAAUAAUGACAGAAUCUACAGAAUGUGACUCUGAGUUACAUGAGAAGGAAAAUGGGGAGCAAAGAAAGUACUUUUAUUAUGAUGCCCCACUUUCUGAAGAAACUGGGGUUUGGAUACCUGUUUCCGUUCCGCCUAUGUGGGAAACUGAGCAUGAAGAGUGGGCCAAAGGUUUAUACUCAAAUGGGGGAUACUUUCCUGACGGUGACAUGGGUUGGGGCCAGUAUAUUGGGGAAGAGAAGGAGCUGACUAUGUGGGAUGUAAUGGUAGAAAUGCUGCUUGCAGCCCGUGGGAAAGUAAGUUCAAUUGCUUCAGCUGAUAUGUAUGGAUGCAAACUUUCAUGGAUAUCGGAUAAUCUCCUUGACCAGGCUUGGAAAGAAAUGGCCCAAACACUCACAGAUGCAAACUUUGCUAAUGUAAGAGAACUUAUCGAAGCAGAGCCACCGAAAUGGUUGGCUGACAGUUCUGCAUCUGCUUGUAUGCUCUGUGGCGUGCAUUUUCAUCCCAUCAUGUGUUCUAGGCAUCAUUGUCGGUUUUGUGGAGGAAUAUUUUGUGGUGACUGCUCUAAGGGAAGGAGUUUGAUGCCGGCAAAGUUCCGUGUUGCGGAUCCCCAACGAGUCUGUGAUGUAUGCUGUGUACGACUUGAUUCGGUCCAGCCGUACUUAAUGGACCAAGUAAGCCAUGCAGCCCAGAUGCCAACCCAAGAUCUUACAGACCUUAGUACUUUGCGGUCAUGGGUUAAUAUUCCUUGGGGACAAUCCAUGGAGUAUGAGAUAUAUAAGGCGGCAAAUGCAAUUCGUGUUUAUAAGAAGGUAUGCUCCCUAAAACCUGAGAAGUCAAUUCCGGAUGCCAUUCUAAGACAAGCAAAAGGCCUUGCAAUAAUCACUGCUGUGAAAGUUGGAGUUAUGGUUACCUACAAUAUAGGUACUGGAGUCGUGAUUGCUCGUAGAGAAGAUGGCUCUUGGUCUCCACCAUCUGCUGUUUCUACAUUUGGUAUAGGUUGGGGAGCACAGGCUGGAGGGGAGUUGACGGACUUUAUCAUUCUUUUGAGAACAACUGAGGCUGUAAAAACAUUCAGUGGUAAUGUGCAUCUAUCUGUAGGAGCUGGCUUGAGUGCUGCAGUUGGCGUUGUUGGAAGGGCAGUUGAAGCUGAUGUUCGAGCCGGUGAUGGUGGUUACGCUGCUUGUUAUACAUACAGCUGUAGUAAAGGUGCAUUUGUUGGAUGUUCACUUGAAGGUAGUAUUGUAACCACCCGCACAAAGGUGAAUUCUCGAUUUUAUGGCAGCCAGUCAAUAACUGCAUCGGAUGUACUUCUUGGCUCGUUGCCCAGACCACCUGCCGCUGCUACCCUCUAUCGUGCCCUCUCAGAUCUAUAUCAGAAGAUUGAGGGGUGA